GAUGUCUUUUUCACCCACCCAGUUAAUUUACAGCCAGCAAUAUAAAAAUGAAACUGAAAGUUUUGUUAGCAUUUCUGAGAAAUGCCAAUUGCCUAUAAUCUAACUUUUCAUUCCCAGAGAAGAAACUAAGAGCACAAAAAAGGAGUGAAGAAAAUGCACAGGUCAGAAGAUGGACAAGGGGGAUAGAGGAGAAAUGAAGAGAAAAUGGCAAGAAAGACUGAAGAAAGUGGAAGAACUAGCAUCUCACUAUGCAAGAAAUCCUCUUCCUACAGUUUAUAGACCAAGACUGUCCAAACCCUCUAUGCCAUCCUCUGUUUGGAAAAUAUUUUCUCGACAGGCUGAAGCAUUUAAUUAUGUAAAAGCCUGUGAAGAGGAUGUUCAUGUAUUUGCUUUGGAAAAGAACACACGGAGUGGACAGAGGUUUUACCUUGUGACAACAUAUGAAGAGCUUUGGUUUUAUUACACUCAAGGUUGCAAAACAAGUCUUAUGCAUUGCUAUGAAGUAAUUCCUGAAAAAGAAGCUUGCAAACUUUAUUUUGAUUUGGAGUUUUACAAACCAGCAAAUCCUGAUGCAGAUGGCAAGAGUAUGGUCAUGAAGUUAAUUGAGCUUGUCAGCCAAAAAUUAAAAGAAUUUUAUGAUGUAAAUUGUUCAUCAGAAGAUGUCUUGAACUUGGAUUCCAGUACUGAUGAAAAAUUUAGUCGACACUUAAUUUUUCUGCCGCAAAAGACUGUGUUUAAGGAUAACACUCAUAUUGGUAAUUUUGUGAGAACCAUUUUGCAGCCUGCCAUAAGAUCAAUGCAGAGUAGGGCUGCUGUCAUUCCAACAGAAGAAGCAGAGAAUGUUUUCCAGUGUUCUGCAGGAGCUGGAUUAGAUAGUUCUCUUACAAACCUCCCAGCUGUUGAAGAUGAUUCUAAAGACAGGCCAGCCAUUGCUCAUGAAACAAAGGAUGUGGAAAUGCCAGACCGGGCAGAAAAUUUGGAUUUUUCCUUCCUAAUAGUAAAUGAUAAAGAAGGCAACAAGCAGCUUUUUGUGGAUCUAGGAGUUUAUACAAAGAAUAGAAAUUUCCGGAUGUAUAAGUCAUCAAAAGCAGGAAAAAAUGUGAUUCUGAAGAUAGCAGAGGAUAAUAAGUUUAUCCCCAACUGUGAAAAGGAUGUUUCCUUGGAAGAAGCAUAUUUUCUUUCCUCUUUAAUCUGCAACGUUGGAGCGAGUGAUGACAUAAAAGUUCUGUCAUCUGGCUUUUCAGAGGAGGAGAGAACAAUGUCUGCUUUUUUAAACAGUAAAACUACCAGAAGCAGCAGAGAUCCCAUGGAAGGUUACCAGGGUUCGCCAUAUCCAGAAAUUGAUAAUUUUGUUCGUUCCUUGGUUAAUAAAGAUGGGCUACAAGGAGGGAUAAGACAAUGGAGUUACUUCUCUCUCAAAGAACUACUUAUUUAUGAUAUUUCUGGUUACCGCUGGUGUGAAAAUAUUGGAAGAGCUCACAAAAGUAACAAUAUAAUGAUUCUGGUAGAUCUAAAGAAUGAAGUCUGGUAUCAAAAGUGUCACGAUCCUGUCUGCAGAGAACAAAACUUCAAAUCACAAAGUUUCCCAUUGCCGCCUGGGAUAUGCCUCCCUUCUCUUUUCAAAGAGGAAGAAGAGUCCAUGCUAAUGGAUGACAGGGGGCACACAGAAGGAAAAGUACAUCCACAUUCUCAUGUGUCAGACUUGUCAAAAAGCUCAGUAUCUCCAGAGACCAGCUGGUCUCAGGACUUCCUGUUGUCAGACAGUGAGUGGGAAAACACAAGUGAUGAUGCCUGUUUCCUAGAAGCUGUUGAAGAUGUGGAACUAGCUGAAGCUGCAGAUGACAGUCUGAAUUAUGGCAUGGAAGAAAUCCCAGAUGAAGUUCUUUUGGAAGCUUUAGGGAAAGAAGACCUCCACACUAAAGAAGGCAGCUAAGCACAGGCCUGGCCAGCAGUGAAUGACACUUGUG
Messenger RNA from Melozone crissalis (California towhee), 1967 nucleotides. It is a transcript of the gene PRIMPOL, whose product is annotated as primase and DNA directed polymerase. Lineage: Eukaryota; Metazoa; Chordata; Aves; Passeriformes; Passerellidae. The record is from RefSeq and is a predicted model, not a curated record. The transcript has 13 exons. Gene Ontology annotation, molecular function: chromatin binding; DNA-directed DNA polymerase activity. Bases 170 to 1933 code for a protein of 587 amino acids. Gene Ontology annotation, cellular component: nucleus; mitochondrial matrix. Gene Ontology annotation, biological process: response to UV; mitochondrial DNA replication; error-prone translesion synthesis.